AGAAAAUUGGACCAAUUUAUUUGUUGCUUUCCCACCCCUGCAAUGCAUAACUUUUAACUCCACCGGAACCUCGUUAAUUCCUCCACACUUGUUCCCUUGUGCCGUUCAACCCCCGAUGCUAACUCGAAACCUUGGCCAAUUCCGGAAAUUUCUUUAUAAAACCCCAUACUUUAAAUAAAACCACCCUACAAUUUCCACCCACUUUCGGACAUUCGGAUGGGUGUCUAUAAAUCCCUGCCUGGACGCAGUAAAAUCCUCACUCAAAGAGCUUAACUCCCCAACAGAAACCCCUAAAACCUUGCCUCAGUUCGAAAGCCACAAUCUUUUGGGUUCUAUCAGUCGAACUCUGCAGCAAUGGCUGCAUCUCUAUCAGCAUCCCCAUCGCCAUUGACGUCAAUUUUGUCUCUCAGAAAAGCCCACUUCGUAUUUUCACCAAAAAUUGGCCGCCCAAUCAUUACCCGGAUCAAACAACCCCCUUUCAGCCCCAAUGCAGACUUUAAGUUUCAAACUUUGCCCAAAUCAAAUCCCUUUUUUGCGAUUUCACCCCUCGCUCGCGCUGCAACGGGAGUUUCCUCACGUGGGUUUCCUGAAACAGACGAGGAAGAUGAACUUUUGCCGUUGUUUGAGGAGCGGCCGGUCAAAUUUGCCUUCUGGGUUUUGAUCUGGGCAUCUGUGUCGCUUGCCUGGUUCGCGGCUUCCGGGGAUGCAAAUGCUGCUGCUGCGGCGGCGGCUGAUUCCAUUAGAGCCUCCAACUUUGGCUUGAAGAUUGCGACGGUGCUUCGAAGCUCCGGCUGGCCUGAUGAGGCUGUGGUGUUUGCUCUUGCCACACUUCCGGUCAUUGAGCUUCGUGGGGCUAUUCCUGUUGGUUACUGGUUGCAACUUAAGCCUGUUCUGCUAACAGUUCUAUCCGUUCUUGGGAACAUGGUUCCUGUGCCCUUCAUCAUACUUUACUUGAAGAGGUUUGCAUCGUUCCUUGCUGGAAAGAACAAGGCCGCAGCUCAGUUCCUUAACUUGCUAUUUGUGAGGGCUAAAGAGAAGGCUGGCCCCGUAGAGGAGUUCCAGUGGCUUGGUCUGAUGCUUUUUGUGGCUGUGCCUUUCCCCGGAACAGGAGCAUGGACAGGGGCCAUCAUAGCUUCAAUUCUCGACAUGCCAUUCUGGUCAGCAUUGUCUGCAAAUUUCUUUGGUGUUGUACUGGCCGGGCUUCUGGUAAACUUGCUGGUGAACCUUGGCCUCAAAUACGCAAUUGUUUCUGGGUCGGAGAAUAAGGUGGAGCGCGGAGGGACUGAACCGGCGACGGUGGAGGAGCUUCGACAUCGUCAACAACGACCUUGGUCUCCUCUUUGCGAUGCGAGUCCUGGGCAUCGCUGGCGACGGUCUCGUCGUGGGACUAGCAGGGAGGAAGGCGUCGAGAAUAAGCUGGGUUUGGGUUAGCCAUAGUUGGGUUGCUGGUUUUGUGGUGGAGGAGGAUGAGGCUACAGGAGAGAGGGAGGGUAGAAGCAAGGUUUAAAAUAUCGAUGAUAUCGGAAAU
Messenger RNA from Malus domestica (apple), 1528 nucleotides. RefSeq lists its product as uncharacterized. Gene Ontology annotation, cellular component: chloroplast. The record is from RefSeq and is a predicted model, not a curated record. Lineage: Eukaryota; Viridiplantae; Streptophyta; Magnoliopsida; Rosales; Rosaceae.